This is a messenger RNA of Pecten maximus, 944 nucleotides long. RefSeq lists its product as uncharacterized. Lineage: Eukaryota; Metazoa; Mollusca; Bivalvia; Pectinida; Pectinidae. The transcript has 2 exons. The record is from RefSeq and is a predicted model, not a curated record. The coding region runs from base 130 to 924 and encodes 264 amino acids.
ACAAUUGUAGUGACGUCAUAGUAUAAUAUUCAUUAUGACGUCACUCACCAUUGCCAAAUAUCUUGACGAUAGCGAAAAUGCAUACAUUAGUCAGGGAUAAAAUCUUUGAAGGUAAAUGUCACCUUUGAGAUGGGCGAGGAGGCGCGUCUCCAGAAGUUGUUAAUGUCGGACGAAUACUCAGAACUUGAGGACAACGUUCUCGUAGAGGGGAUUUUCAUUGAGCUAGACAAACGUGGGGAUCCAUUGAGACAGGUAUUACUGGGACUAACCCGGGACAGCUUCGUCGUCGCUAAGGACGUGAUCAAAGAUUACAGGAAGUUCCCGUCCGUCAAGUAUGACGCGGACGUCGAUCUAGAUAUCAGUGAUUUGGAAAUGGACUGGAUUAUCCCUCUAUGCUACCUAAAAAUCACUCGAGUUCCGAAUGAACGUGUGCUCAAUAUUCUAUCUCAAAAUGGCCGUCACCGAUAUUACAUGAUGUCAAAUAUCGGCGGGAACGUGAAGAAAAAAUGGAGCACAUGGACGGAGCGAGUCAAGUAUAUACAUGACGAUCCGUAUGGUUAUAUAAAACAGCUUUAUAACCAGUGGAACGAGCAUUUCGAGCUGUUUGACUUAGAAGAUGUAAACAAGGGUAAAAAUGGUAGUAAAACCUCAGUAUUAGGUAGUACCGGGAAUCUGGCGCAAUCCCAGAACAGUAAGCGACGUACGCGUGCUAAAAGUAUCGUCCCGGAAACCUGGCAUGAAAUAUUGGGUAUAAAGACAAGCGCCAAGAACCUGGAGGUACCACAGUCCACAGGCGGAAUACAUGGGGACACCGGCGCUAAAUCCAAAACAAAAUACGCAUUAGAUACCAAGGCGAAAAAGAAAAGGAAGAAACUUCGAUUUAAGUAUUCUACAAAACGUAAAACUUGUAGCUGUUUUGGCUAAAUACAUCACGUAUUCAUUCA